AUGACUGGGUCGCAACGCUUUGCGGCUCCACUACCACCACCACUGCAACGAAGGACGGCGCAGAAGGUGCUGGCUGUGUCGGUCCUCUGCCAACGGCCGGGCCGAUUGUUUUUUUUGUCUAACAAUGCCAGCGAUACUCACUGGAAUGACGAGUGCCUCGGGGUGGGUGCCACGGUGUCUACGUGGACGACGACGAAGGUUGAGAAUGGCUUCCGGUUGGCAGGGCGUGGCCACGGAUUGUGUGGCCAGUGGUCAGGCAGGAAGGUAAUGCAGUGUGCAGUUAUGUGGGUGAGGAGCUGA
Molecule: messenger RNA, 300 nt
Organism: Trypanosoma rangeli
Lineage: Eukaryota; Euglenozoa; Kinetoplastea; Trypanosomatida; Trypanosomatidae
Exons: 1
Coding region: 1-300 (99 amino acids)
Source: RefSeq, a predicted model, not a curated record